AUGCUACCACCAUCUUUGGACCCUGAAGAGCGUGCUUGUCUUGGUGUUGGCCAAGGUCUUGGAGGGACGACCUUUGACCAGGGUCCAAAAAAGGAUGAUGGCCCUGACAACGGGACACCUUGUCCUCCGGGCGGGAUCCAGGCCUCAGGCCCAGCGCGAAGCCCACGCCCGAGGGAAGCCCAGUUCCGCCGUCUGAGGUGGAAGCCCCGCCCCCCGGUUCCCGGCAGGAAGCGGAAGUGGUGUCACGCGCUCGCCGGACUUUCUUCGCCUGCUGCUUCGCGCAGUAUUGAGCACGUUGAGCUGCUGGUGGUUGGACGUGGGCCCGCUGUGACCGCCCGACAGGCCGCUGAGGCCGGCGGUUCUGGCGCGGAGCCGCUGUGGUCCUGCUGGGAGGGCGCGUGCGCGGGGUGUUCGUGGCCACUGUGCUCGCCUGUCCUGCAGUGUGCAAGCGGCCUUUGUGACUUUUGUCCCAAAGGAAAAGAGUUUCUGCUGCUGGGAGUGGCCCAGACUCCGCCGCGUUACUCGCAGCCUCAGGGACCCGGCCGGAAUCCUUUCUCCCAUCCUGAGGAAAACACAGAGGUAGAAGGGAUGGUGGCUGUCAGGCCGAAAAAUUAUAAUCAGAUUGCAGUGACCUUUGACGACGCAGUAACCUUUGACGACGUGGCAUUGGACUUCACCCAGGAGGAGUGGAUAUUACUGGACCUUGCUCAGAGAAACCUAUACAGAAACGUGAUGCUGGAGAACUACCAGAACCUGGUCACAGUAGGAUAUCAACAGUCAAAACCCAGCCUAGUAGCUAGGUUGGAACAAGAAGAGUUGAGGACAGUGGAGAAAGGAGUUUUCCCAGAAUGGCAAACUCAACAUCAAAGCAAAGAGUCACCAUCUCUCCAGGAUUUGGGGGAAGGAAAAACAGCCAGAGAAAUUAAAAAAGAAAGGAUCCACCAGGGAGCAGAGCUCUCUGAGUAUGAGCAAAGUGGGAAAAUCUUAAGCCAACACUUACUCCUUAAGACACACAUGAGAACGGAAAAUAGAGAGAACACUUUUGAGCAUACUCAGUAUGCCAACAGCUUCCGUCCUCUGCAAAAGGAAAGCUCUACGAGAGAGAAGCUUUCUGAAUUGAGUCAGGGUGGUAAAGUCUUCCACCUGACUCCACACAGCAUGUAUGAGAGAACCAGUCUGGCAGAGAAGCCUUCUGAAAAUAGUGGCUGUGGGAUGACGUUCAUUAGUCAUUCCCACUUUCAGACACAGGGGAGAAGUCACGGUGGAGGAGACCUCGAUGAAUGGAUGCUUCCAUUUCCAGGGAUCUCAGUUCCCUCAGCAGGUCACCCUGUGUAUAUGCAAAGGCACACGGUUAGAGACCCCUAUGAAUGUAGGGAGUGUGGGAAGUGUUACGCAAAUGUGAAACGUCUCAAUAAACACAUCAGUCGAUUUCACGCUGGAAUAAAACCGUUUGUAUGUAGCGAAUGUGGAAAAUCUUUCUACACUUCCUCACACCUUUAUAUACAUUUUAUGAUUCACACUGGAGAGAAGCCCUAUGAAUGUAAAGAAUGCGGGAAACACUUCCAGUGGCCCUCAAUGCUUCGUAAUCAUGUUCAAACUCACACUGGUGAGAAGCCUUAUAAAUGUAUGAUAUGUGGGAAAGCCCUCAGUAGUUCCUCAUAUCUUAAUCAUCAUUUGAGAAUUCAUACUGGAGAGAAGCCCUUUGAAUGUCAGGAAUGUGGGAAAUGCUUUGCUUGGAUUUCAGGCUUUCGUAGACAUGUUCAAACUCACAGUGGUGAGAAGCCCUAUAAAUGUAAGGAAUGCGGGAAAGCCCUCAGUAGUUCCUCAAUUCUUAAAGCACAUUUGAGAAUUCACACUGGAGAGAGGCCAUAUAAAUGCAAGGAAUGUGGGAAAGCCUUCAUUAACUCCUCACGACUUAAUGAACAUUUGAGAAUCCACACUGGAGAGAAACCCUAUGAAUGCAAGGAAUGUGGGAAAUCCUUCCACCUUUCUUCAAGCUUAGUUGGACAUUUAACAGUUCACACUGGAGCAAAACCCUAUCAAUGUAAGGAAUGUGGAAAAGCUUUUGCUUGGCCCUCAUUCCUUAAAAAACAUUUACGAACUCACAAUGGAUAGAAGACCUAGGAAGUGGUGAACGUGGGAAAUUCCAUUUGAGAACUCACACUAGAGCGAAGCCCUGUGAGUGUAUGGAAUGUGGGAAAGCCUACACCACUUCCACAUCUGUAAAUACACAUUUGAAGUCCCACUGGAGACAAGUCCUUUGAAUGUACACACUGACUGAAGGCCUUCACUGUUUCCUCAAGCCUAACUCAACCUGUAAAAAUUGACCCCAGAGAGAAACUGUGAAUGUAAAGAAUGUGAUAAAGCCUUCACAUUGUCGUCAUGACUUACUAAAACGCCUAAAAAUGCACAAUGGAUAGAAGACUUACAUACAUGAUAAACGUGGGAAAGCCUCAGUUUUUCCAGUUCAUUUCAAAAACACGAAAGAAGCCACAUUGGAGGGAUACCGACUGAAUAUGAGAAAUGUGGGAAAGUCUACAGGUGUCCCAUUGAAUACAUGGAAGAACUCCUUAACUAGAUCUUGUAUGAAGUUAGCAAUGUUGGAAAGCAAUCAGGACACCCUACAACCCACGCUGGAACAACAGUGAAGUUGUUCAAUGUGUAAGAGACGUGUGGAACUCCGCUAAUAGGGUGGUUUUGUAGACCUGUGAACAUGUGCCGCUCUACCCCCACUAUUUUUGGGAAUAUUUUGGGUUUCUUUAUUCAGCUGUCUGUGCUAUGCUAGUUGAGUUUCUACACCAGGUUGCAGUCUAGACCCAUGUGAGACUAGCAGUUUUAGAUUUAAUGCUAUUCAAACCACCUGGGUUCUCUAGUUGUAUGGACCUUGUCUAAUACUGUGAAGAUGGUGACCACUUGAAUUAGUUCACUGCUCAUGGAAUCCAUCUGUAUUCCCUCCUGCUGGCCAAGGUGGGUGACAUAUGUCUCUAAAUUUUCUGGAAAUGCUCUUGUCCCUCUCACACUUGAUCCCUUUGGGUCAGGAAAGAUUUUAGGAAUGGUGUGGGUAUACAUCCUAAUUUCAUGGUCCUAGAAGGAGAGCAAGACUCCCAGUAGUAGGGAAGGAAAUAUUGUGUUAAUUUUUGGUAGCUUCCCAGUGAGAGGCUGGGAAUGGAGAAUGUUCUUUGUUCUUACAUCACCACAUCCUGGAAGAACAAUUAUGUCAUUUGUGUGUGUGUUCAGGAACAACUGCAUCUGGCAUGUGACUUGGUUAGUUUCUCAUCCUUUUGUAUGCUAUGAAACACAAAACCAUGUGAUUAUGGCAGGUCCUGGUAUCCUGAUGUACUUGAUGCAUCACUGGCAGUUCUUGAAAGUGGUCUUUGGAUAGAGACACAGACCAUCACAACCUAGUUUCAAUUUUGUGUGAACACAUUCAUUACACCUGUGACACUCGAGUAGCCUUUGGUUAUGUUGUGGGUGGCCGUGGAGGCUGCAGCUGCUUAAUGUCACUUCCUGUGGGGCUUAAUGAAACCAGUGUAGAACAUUCCGGAUCAAGCUUAAUGAUAAAUCCUGAUCAGAAGUGACCUGGGCACAUUUGUGGUAUGUUUGUGUUUGGAUGAGAUUGGGUUACAGUGUGAUUCUCUUGGGUAUGGGUGUGGUCUUCACUGCUUUGAGUGGGUUGUGGCAUAUGAUACAUUGGCCUUCCUUAGGUGACAUCAUUAGUCAUCUCAAAGCCUACAUGUCUUACCUAACAGAACUUGUUCACAGUCAAAUGAGACUAAGUCCUUGACUUCACGGUAGAGGUCAGUACUGCAGGUUGGCCUUAUCUAACUACUUGGACUAGUAGUAACAGCGUUAUUAAGUGCUGCCUGAGAUAAGUCAAACAGGUGAGCUCUGAAUCUCUGGUAUUAGUGGAUAACAAAGUUAUAUAUGAAGUGGAAAAAGUGCCAGAAGUCUGUUUAUUUUUCAUGUUUUCUUAAUGAAAAGUUCUUAGUUUUGUGAGUCAGAUUUAUAAUUUUCUCAUGUAUCCAGAUAUUUUGUUGUACCUUGUUUAUAUAUAUUCUGCGAUCUCAUAUUUUUGUAUUUAUGUAACCCAUCUGAAGUACUUUAGUGUAUGGUAUGACUCUAUGUCUGAUUGUCUCUCUUGCUUAGAUAUCAAAGUUACCUGGACCAUUUACUGAAAAGAUAAUCUUUCUUUUUGUCUCUAUAGUGCCACUUCUGUCAUUGCUUAGAUUUCCAUAUAUUUGUGUGUUUCUAAGUAUGAUUAAUUGAUUUUCCAAUGUUGAACCAAUCUUGUAAUUAUAGAAAAAACUCAAUUUGGAUAUAAUGAAUUCUGUGUUUAGCCUGAAUUAUUUUAUUUACUGGCAAUUUGAGACGUCUUUUGGUAUUUAUUUUUGGGUAAUAAUGGGGUGUAGUAGUCUUUGUCAUUGCUCGAAACUUUUUUUUUUCCUUAAGUAAUCUCUAUGCCAAACUAGGGCUCAAACUCAAGACCCUGAGAGUGAGUUGAAUGCUCUACCCACUGAGCAAGCCAGUCAACCCUGAAAUUUUUAAUGAAAAUUGGCCUAUUCUUUAGUAAGUGCAUAUACUUACUUUAUGAAUCUCUAAGUCAUUUUUGCAGAUUAGAGUUAGAAUAUUUUGUGCACUGGACUUUCAACCCAUAAGCAAUGUCUCCCCCUAUAUUUGCAUGCAAAGACAUUUAGUGUAUUCUAAUCUUAAAAAAAAUUUUUUUUGUAUUUUUUUGGUCUACAUUUCUCUGAAAAUCAGUGGUGUUGAUCAUCUUUUCCUGUGUUGGCCAUCUGCCUUUUUUGGAAAAAUGUACAGUUGGGGUCCUCUGCUUAUUCUUUAAUUGGAUUUUUUUGAUGUUUGUGAUUUCUUUUUUUUUUUCUUUUGUUUAAGGAUUUUAUUUUUAAGUAAUCUCUACACCCUACAUCGGACUUGAACUCACGACCCUGAUAUCAAGAGUUGUAAUUUCCACUGAGUGAGUCAGCCAGGGGCCCCUAAUUGUGUAUUUUCUUUGUGUAUUUGGGUAUUAGUCUAUUAACAGAUAUGUCCUUUGCAAUUAUCUUCUCCCAUUCACUAUGUUGUGUUUUUUUGUUUGUUUCCUUUGCUGAUCAAUAGCUUUCAUUUGGGGGUAGUCAUCUAGGGAUUUUCUUUGUUGUGAGAUUCUUUAUUACAGGUUCAAUCUCCUUGCUCAUUAUAGGUUUGUAACAGAAUUCUUUUUUCCCUUUAUUCUUUUUCUAUUUUGUCAUUUAGUAUUGGUAGGUUUUGUGAUUUUGGGAAUUUUUCCAUUUCAUCUAGAUUAUCAGAUUUAUUGGCAUAUAGUCUCUCCCAAUCCCUUUUCCCCCUUGGAGAAUCACAGUAAUGCCCCCACUUUCAUUUCUGGUUUUAGUAAUUUAAGUCUUUUUUUCUUUUUCUAUUACUAUGUAAAUGUUGAUUACAUUGAUCUUUUCAAAAGACUUUUUGUUCCAUUGAUAGUUUGUAUUUUUUCCUCCCGUCUAUUCUUUAGUUUUUAUUGACUUCCUAAUGCUACCUAUGUUUUCUCCUUUUCCUGUGGGAGAAGGCUUGUGUUCGACCUCAGUUCUGGUCGAUCCAUUCUUCCUAUAGAAGCUGAAUUGCCUCAGUAAUGUAGUGUGUUCACCUCCAUG
Molecule: messenger RNA, 5639 nt
Organism: Acinonyx jubatus (cheetah)
Lineage: Eukaryota; Metazoa; Chordata; Mammalia; Carnivora; Felidae
Product: zinc finger protein 121-like
Exons: 8
Coding region: 1-2115 (704 amino acids)
Biological process (GO): negative regulation of transcription by RNA polymerase II
Molecular function (GO): DNA-binding transcription repressor activity, RNA polymerase II-specific
Source: RefSeq, a predicted model, not a curated record